Messenger RNA from Gaeumannomyces tritici R3-111a-1, 3530 nucleotides. RefSeq lists its product as hypothetical. Gene Ontology annotation, cellular component: cytoplasm. Gene Ontology annotation, molecular function: phosphomevalonate kinase activity; FAD binding; oxidoreductase activity. Lineage: Eukaryota; Fungi; Ascomycota; Sordariomycetes; Magnaporthales; Magnaporthaceae. The transcript has a single exon. Gene Ontology annotation, biological process: cholesterol biosynthetic process. The record is from RefSeq and is a predicted model, not a curated record. Bases 1 to 3384 code for a protein of 1127 amino acids.
AUGGUCUCUGUCGACGCUCUGAAGUCUGCCUUGCGGCAGCGCCCGGAUGGGGACGCCCCUAGAGCGUGUUUGUCUGACUUGCAAUACAGUCAAGCCCACCGCAUCAUACGUAUCGCAGAGUCGGGAAACUACAACAACUUCAUUUUCCCCCAGCUAUCAUCCCUUCUCGCCGCUCUCCCUGGGCAGGGCGGCGAGCUCUCCGUUCUCGAGAUCGGACCUGGGCCAGAGACGACAAUCGCGUCCAUGCCCGACCUAGGAACUCGCCGAAGGGUUGUCAAGUACGAGGCGUACGAGUGCAAUGGAUUGUUUGCCGAACACCUGGAGGCGGGUCUACAGUCCCGAUCCAAGUUGCCUAGUCUUGAGUGCCCCCCAGCCGUCCAUCGACAGCCGUUCAGCCUGGAUCUUGACAUCUUCUCGCAAGAAAAGCCCAAAUUCGACCUCGUCCUAUUCUGCCGCAGCAUGUACGGCAUGAACCCCAAGGCCCGCUUCGUCGAAAAGGCCGUGCAGCUGCUCACCAAGGGCGGCAUCGUUGCCGUCUUCCACCCCGAUAGGACGCUAGACCUUCCAGGCGUCCUCUGCCAUCAGGUUGCGACCUGGCCCGAGGGCUGCCUUGCCUUGCCGGAUGAUGACCAGACUCUGGCGGCGGCUGCCUCCUUCCUUGCAGGGUGCUGUGUGCCUGGAGGCGAUCCCGAGGAUGAGUGGAGGACGCUAUGCAGACGCCUAGGCCGCCGCGACAGGAAGCGGUCGGGAGAGCUUCUCUUUGAGGCUCCUCAGAUCAUGAUGGCCUUCAACAAAAGCGCCGGACUGACGUCUGGGCUCCCGAUGGAGAUGCUCGUGGGUGAAACGCGAGUCAAGAAUAGGGAGGCAAGUCUCCGCCGGCCGGCAGAUGUAGCCAAGCCGGCGACAAUCGAGGACGUCCAGCAGAUCGUCCGCUGGGCCAUAUCGCGGAUGGUGGGACUUACGGUGAUUGGAGGGGGACACAGUGGCCACUGCCAGCAGCCUGGCAUCCUCGCUCUCGACAUGAGGGCUUUCAGCAAGAUCCAAAUCACCCCCGGUGGUGACAUGGAGAGGCUGCUCAUAGCCGAGGCCGGCUGUACCAGCGGCAGAAUCAUCCAGGCGGCCAUGGCUGAUGGCUUGACAGUGCCUCUGGGGAGCCGGCCAAGCGUUGGCGCCGGCCUGUGGCUCCAGGGCGGGAUCGGCCAUCUCUCGAGGCGCUACGGCCUGACGUGCGAUGCCAUCAUUGGCGCCGUCGUCGUCAGCCUCGUCGACGGGUGCGUCCUGCGUCUCGGCCGCGUGCCAAACGAGUUCUUGCCUAGCAACUCUGAGGAGUCCAGCCAUGGGGUUGAUCUUCUAUGGGCACUCAAGGGCUCCGGAACCAACUUCUACAUCGUCGUCAGUGUGGUCUUCAAAACGGUCCCCCACGUCGCUCACGAUGUCCGAAACUGGGAUAGCCUGAUGGGCAAUGCUGCAGAGGCGCAUCACAAGCUCGUCAAACUGGACGAGGCCAUUGGCAAACUUGAGCGGAUCAAGGCUGCAGAUGUCUACCUCUUCUCGAACAACGGCCAGUCCCGUCUUGGCAUGACGUUGUACAGCCCUUCGGCGGCGGGCGAGCGGAUGGGUGAGACCGAGGGCGUAAUCCCAAUACUGGGGCACCACACCCAAGUCAUCAAGGAGGUGGAUGGAAUGAGGCUGUUUGAAACGGACAUGUACAUGAAGUUGAUGCAUGGAGGCCAUGGCGGGAAUAAGUUCUCGGCUUUCAAGCGGUGCGUAUUCCUCAAGAGCAUAUCGGAUAAGGCCGUCCGCAACGAGCUCCUCGCCGCCCUCGACACCCGCCCUUCCCCCUACUGCUAUAUUCACCUCGUCCACGCCGGCGGCGGCGCCGUGAGCGACGUUGAGGUUGGCGCAACGGCGUUUGGUUGCCGUGACUGGCGUUUCGCCUGCAAUAUCGCCGGCGUCUGGCAGCGCGCAGAUGCCGACGCCGACGCCGACACUUGCACACGCUGGGUGUAUGAUGUCUCCCACAAGCUGCUCCCGCUGGGCAGCGGGGCCUACGGCGCCGACUUGGGCCCGGACCCGCGCGACGCGGCCCUGGCAGCCCGGGCGUUCGGCCCCAACCGCGAGCGCCUAGUCCGGCUCAAGCGCGUGCUUGACCCGCACAGCGUGCUCCCCUUCGCCUGCCCGCUGAUGGGCCCGCUAUCAAGGCCGCGGCUCGUCGUGGCCGUGACGGGUGCGCACGGCGCGGGCAAGGACUUUUGCGCGGCCGCCUGGGCGUCGACGCUCACCGCCGCCGGUGUUCCAGCGCGCGUCGCCAGGAUAAGCGACGCUACCAAGCGCGCGUACGCCGCCGCCGCCCCGGGCAUCGACGCCCGGCGCCUUCUGAUGGACGACAACCGCGACUACAAGGAGCAGCACCGCGCAGCGAUGGCGGCCUUUUACAGCGCCCAGCUCGCGGCCCGCCCCGGCCUUCCCGAGGAGGUGUUCGCCGAGCUGGCGAGUAGUGUCGGGACAGCCGAGGUACUGUUCGUGACGGGCAUGCGCGACGAGGCCCCCGUCGCAACCCGCGCGCACCUGGUCCCCUGGGCGCGCGUCAUCGAGGUGCGCGUUGCUGCCACGCCCGAGCUGCUGGCCAUGAGGCGCGGCGUCCACGCUGCGACGACCGUUAAUGGCGGGCCUACUGUGGCGCCGCCGCCUGACUGGCGGCCCUGCCUCGUCUUCGACAACAACGCUGGCGGGCCCGACGGUGCGGCCGCGUUUGCGCGGUCCCACAUCCUGCCUCUGCUCGACCCCGACGUCGAUCGCCUGCGCGACAUGGUCCCGGCCGUGCCCGGCUUCCCGCGCGCCGGUGUCCAGUUCCGCCACGUGCUGAGCAUCGUCGAGCGGCCGGACGGCCUGCGCCUAUGCACGUCGCUACUUCAGGGCCGGCUCCGCGGGGGCGGGCGGCCGAGCCCCGGCGCCGUCGUGGGCUGCGAGGCGGGUGGGUUCGUCUUCGCGGCGGGCCUGGCGGCGGCGCUCGACGUGCCGCUGCGCCUCGUCCGGAGGGCCGGCAGGCUGCCACCGCCCACGGUUUCGGUGGCUGGCACGCGGUCGUACAUUUCUUCCGCCGCCGCCGGCGAGGAGGAUCGGAGCGGGGGGGACUUGGGGCUCGAAAUGGGGCGCUUCGGCGACUUGGCCGGCAGGCCCGUCGUCGUGGUGGACGACGUGCUCGCGUCGGGGACGACGCUCCGUGCCGUGCUGGCGCUGCUUGCCAAGAACGGCGUCGAGCCGCGGGACGUCAAGGUUCUGGUCGUGGCCGAGUUCCCGGCCCACCGCGGCCGCGAGGCGCUGCGCCGGAGUGGCUUUGGAAUGGUCGGCGUCGAGAGCCUGCUGACGUUUGAGGGGACCUGACGGAGAUGAUGGCAGGACUGUGUCGGAGAAUAGACAAUCAGACAUGUGUAGCCUUUGUAGUGUGCAUUAUCCCUACCGCGACGCAAUUAUCAAUGAUGGAUUCUUAUGCAUUGUGAGAAAUAGCGUGGUGUGCUAAUGAUUUCAGC